UGCAUAGCUCUCUCUUUCUUCAGAAGUUGUCUGGUUCUUGAAGGUUCUUGGUGAGAAAUCAUUAGUCAACUAUGGGGUCUCAGAGAUUUCCUGGGUUUUUGCUUGUGAUGUUCUUGAUGAUGGUGAUGAUGGGGUUUCUUCUUGGGUCAUCCCAGGCUUACCAGUUCCAUGUUGGUGGUAGAGAUGGUUGGGUUUUAAACCCUUCUGAGAACUACACUCUCUGGGCUCCUAGAAACAGGUUUCAAGUCAAUGAUACUCUUUUUUUCAAGUACAAGAAAGGAUCCAACUCAGUCUUGGUGGUGAUCAAGGACGAUUACUACUCAUGCAACAUCAAGAAACCUAUACAGUCCUUAACAGAUGGUGACUCCAUCUUCAAAUUUGAUCGUUCAGGGCCCUUCUACUUCAUCUCUGGCAAAGCUGAUAACUGCAAUAACGGCCAAAGGUUGAUCACUGUUGUCAUGGCUGUUAGACCGAAACCUCAACUUACUCCUGUUCCUGCUCCUCAAUCUCCCUCUCCAGUGGCAGCUGCUUCGCCCACUAGUUCUCCUCCAUACCUGCCAGAGACUCCGGCGGAGUCUACCACAGAUAACCCAACAGAUCCAAGUGCUCCAGCACCAGCACCAGCACCAGCAAAUUCAGGUUCUGGGUGUUUUACUGGUUUAGUUGGGCUGGUUUUGGGUGCUAGUAUUGGGUUCAGCAGUUUGAUGUUGGGUUAGCUUUGUUGGGAUGGUUUGAUUUAGCUGUCUGCUUGAUUAAUUAUUUUUUGUUCUUUAUUGUUUUUCUAUUUUAGCUUUUGUGAUCAAUAAGAAUGAGCUAGUUUGUGGUUA
This is a messenger RNA of Hevea brasiliensis (rubber tree), 827 nucleotides long. Its product is annotated as early nodulin-like protein 4. The coding region runs from base 72 to 716 and encodes 214 amino acids. NCBI's taxonomy places the organism in Eukaryota, Viridiplantae, Streptophyta, Magnoliopsida, Malpighiales, Euphorbiaceae. The record is from RefSeq and is a predicted model, not a curated record. Gene Ontology annotation, molecular function: electron transfer activity. The transcript is spliced from 2 exons. Gene Ontology annotation, cellular component: plasma membrane.